Molecule: messenger RNA, 537 nt
Organism: Aplosporella prunicola CBS 121167
Lineage: Eukaryota; Fungi; Ascomycota; Dothideomycetes; Botryosphaeriales; Aplosporellaceae
Exons: 1
Coding region: 113-442 (109 amino acids)
Source: RefSeq, a predicted model, not a curated record
AUUGGAAAUCAGCUCUUUGGUUUCGGGCUCUUUUGUUUCGAAGCGCAUCGCUCUCGGCGCGUCUUCAGCGCGAGCUUCGUCCCAACUCCUGUGCCACGGCGCAUGGGGUUUGAUGAGCCGGACGACGAUAAUGGCACGCGUGUCGCUUUACGAGACCUGUACUACGCAUCGCGAUUCGCAUCGUGAGUCUGCAUGCCCGGCAAUCGCGGAUAUGUCUGUUGCCUUUUUGACGCGGCGGAGGCUGCAGGGUCCCACGUAUCGAAUGGGUGUCGAUUCGGCGUGUGCGGUACUACAGGUUAGUAUGAUAAUUUUUUACCAGUAUCCCUACCGUGUAACUCAGUGUGUUUUUUUUCUUUUGCCGCUGGAGGCUGCUGCCCUUCUCCACACUUGUCCUUGCCAGGUUUGUUCCAUUGGGUUAGACGGUGCACGUCUGCUAUACUGAGAAUGGAGACCAAUUGCCAUUUGCUGAUAUAGCGCGUCGUUUAUUAGUGUUACAGGAACACUAGUCCCACGUGGAAUGAUCGAAAGCAGCAACUC